Molecule: messenger RNA, 1630 nt
Organism: Lolium perenne
Lineage: Eukaryota; Viridiplantae; Streptophyta; Magnoliopsida; Poales; Poaceae
Molecular function (GO): protein binding
Source: RefSeq, a predicted model, not a curated record
GUUUCGCUGCCAAGCACAAUCAUUCAAAGCAAGAAUCCGCUGCCACAGCGCUCCACUCUCCAGCCAUGGCAGAGCAAGCACGCACCUCCCGAGCACCCCUCGUGUGCCUCUUCCUCUGCCUCCAACUCCUAUCCUCUUCCCAGCAGGCGACGAGCAAGUACCUCGACGACCACGACCAUGACACCUUCUCCAGCGGCCAGCCAAGGAGGACCCUCUCGUCCGGCGGCACCACGCCCCAGAGCCUGAUCAGCGUGCCGAGUCGCAACUCCUCCAACAGCUCGGGCGCCGGCGCGGCCUUCUGCAGGCUGCUCUCCCUCCAGAUCCUGGACCUCUCCAACAACCGGCUCACCGGGGAGCUCCCCGACUGCUGGUGGGACCUGCAAGCGCUGCAGUUCAUGGACCUCUCCAACAACUCCUUCUCGGGCGAAAUCCCGGCGGCCGAGCCAAGCCACAACUGCUCUCUCGAGUCGGUCCAUCUCGCCGGCAACAGGUUCACCGGCGUCUUCCCGCCGGUCCUGAGGGGCUGCGACUCGCUGGCCACCCUGGACAUCGGGAACAACAGGUUCUUCGGCGGCAUCCCUCCAUGGAUCGGUACCCAGGUCCCGUCGCUGAGGAUCCUGAGCUUACGAUCCAACAGGUUCACCGGAGAGAUUCCUCGGGAGCUGUCGCGGCUCUCUCACCUCCAGCUGCUUGACAUGGCCAACAACAGCUUGACCGGACAGAUUCCGGUAGCUUUCGGCAAUCUGACCUCGAUGAGGAACCCAGAGAUCGUGUCGAGCCUCGGGUCGCUAGACGGAUCCAACUACCAAGAUAGGAUCGACAUAAUCUGGAAGGGCCAGGAGCUCAUCUUCCAAAAAAUCAUCCGGCUACUAACUGGCAUCGAUCUGUCAGGCAAUCUGCUAUCCGACUGCAUCCCCGAAGAGCUAACCAACCUGCACGGUCUCCGGUUCCUGAACCUUUCAAGAAACCAUCUCUCAUGCGGCAUCCCUAGAGACAUUGGCAGCUUGAACCUUCUGGAGUCUCUCGAUCUAUCAUGCAACGAGCUUUCAGGAGCCAUUCCACCGAGCAUCUCGGCCCUGUCGACGCUCAGCACCUUCAACAUCUCCAAUAACCAUCUGGCGGGCAGGAUACCAUCCGGGAGCCAGAUGCAGACACUGGACGACCCUUCCAUUUACAGCAACAACUACGGGCUUUGUGGACUUCCACUAGUCGACGUUCCCUGUGCAAAUACUUCGCUUGCGUCCGAUGAGAGAAACGGUGAAGGGUUCGACCAAUGGCUUUGCUACUCCGUGAUUGCUGGGGUGGUUUUUGGAUUCUGGCUAUGGUUUGGGAUGCUAUUUACCAUUGAGACCUGGAGAUCUGCUCUUCUCUUUUCUGUUGAUAAAAUGCACUGCAAGGUUAUGCAGAAGGUGUCACGUAUUGAUCAGUUUCUUUCGAAAAGAAACACCGAUAAAUUUUUGUAGCUGUGUUUCUUCUUUACACCAUUAGAGCAUACCCAGUAGUUGUGUGUGUAAGGAUGAUAAAGCAUUGUACUUGAACUACAACAUCACCGUGAAGCAAUUUGUACAACAAAGGUACAAUUUGUAGCAUUUUAUAACCUUAUAUGAUUAGAUUGAUCUUGUCCACAAAA